Molecule: messenger RNA, 1599 nt
Organism: Bipolaris maydis ATCC 48331
Lineage: Eukaryota; Fungi; Ascomycota; Dothideomycetes; Pleosporales; Pleosporaceae
Biological process (GO): regulation of transcription by RNA polymerase II
Molecular function (GO): zinc ion binding; DNA-binding transcription activator activity, RNA polymerase II-specific
Source: RefSeq, a predicted model, not a curated record
AUGAAAUCUUAUUUUACAUGUUACACAGAAGAGCAGCAAGUACAGUCUCUACUUGAGAAUCGAUUUUCUGAUCAGGAAUUUGAGGAAACAUAUGUACCGCAAUAUUUCAACUGCUUACUGACUGUUCACUUGAGUAUCGACACCGAAUCAGGUAUCCAAAAGGACUACUCAAGCGUGAAGAGUAGCGCCUCAACGCAAAAACCUCCAAAGUACCGCCUUGCGUGUGACAGCUGUCAGCACUCCAAGAUCCGAUGUGACCAGAAACGGCCGAAAUGUCGCAGAUGUGCGAAGAAAGGCAUAGAUUGUGUCUACAGUCCAGCAAGGCGUGCAGGACGACCACGCACUCGCAACAACAGCAAAAACUCUCAGAGCGCUGAGAAUAGUGCACCCGCGAGCUCGAAGGAGGAUUCGGUACCUGCGACAGGGUCUGGCAUCACCGAUUCAGCAUCAUUGUGGAUGUGGACUCCGCACAGCAUGAUGGCCGACACGUCCGCCGUCCCCAUAAUGAUGCCGACUAUUCAAGGGUCAAGCUCCGACAGCAUGGAUUUCUCUCCAAGUCAACUGUCAGAUGAUACUUUUCGACACAGCCUAUCGGACCUCACCAGUUCACAUAGCGAUACCUCAAAGGAAAUGGGCAAUUGCUAUUCUUCGAUGUCGCCCGAGUUCCACAUUGCUCCAGAGCCUCUCGGUAUAGACUUCUGUGAGACAACAUGGGGGCAUCAGCAGCAACAACAACAACAACAACUCCACACCUCUACAGCCAUACUUCUUGACGAAGGGGUUUCGUACUGUGAAUUGCUUACUCCUAACAACCACCACCAACAACAUCAUCUGGAUCAGCAACAUGAAGAACCACCAGUCCCAACCACAAGUGGCAGUAACACUGAAAGUUGCAGCUACAACAUUUCUCCACAACAACAACAAACACAACCACAGUUUCCCAAUUCCUUAGAUAAUGGUACUCCGUCGAAAAUAUCAUGCAACUGCGCAUCUGCUCUCCUUGAUCACCUAUCAGCGUCUUCGAAAGCAUCACCUACUUCAUGUUUUGCUUCGACCCCGACUGCCCUCUCGAUAUCCCAAACAUUCAUCACCAGCUGCCGCAACAUGAUGAAGUGCCCCAACGCAUGCUACAUGCAGCCUUCAAUUACACUCGUCAUCUGCGAGGCCAUUAACAGGGCACUUGUUGCUCUCAAACUGGGCGGCAUCUCACUGUGGACGUCGAUGCUGGAACCCAUGCCCAACUACGAAAAUGGGACUUCGUCAUCACCCUCAUCAUCUUCAUCAUGCAGCAUAAGCGAUACUAGUAGUGACAAUGCCACCAUGCUCCCAUCAGUAGAUGAUGAGCAUGAGCCGCUGCGCUGCGGAACGUUACCGAUUCGGGGUGCCGACAGGCGAGUCAUGGUGCGGGUACUGCUAGUGAAGCGAAUGCUCGAGAUGCAGGGUGUGCUCGAGCGACUGCGGGACAUGCUGGUGUCAGAGCUACUAGUCAUCAAGGACUCGACAGUGAAGAAAAAGCUUCUAGCUCUGUGUGCAGAUAUAGUAGACCAGUCUGCGAAGAAAGUGGCGGAGAAAGUGAAGACUGUAAAGCUGCAAAUGUAG